Molecule: messenger RNA, 4860 nt
Organism: Ylistrum balloti
Lineage: Eukaryota; Metazoa; Mollusca; Bivalvia; Pectinida; Pectinidae
Product: kinesin-like protein KIF3A
Exons: 17
Coding region: 58-2187 (709 amino acids)
Biological process (GO): mitotic cell cycle; microtubule-based movement
Cellular component (GO): microtubule
Molecular function (GO): microtubule binding; ATP binding; plus-end-directed microtubule motor activity
Source: RefSeq, a predicted model, not a curated record
CAUGAGACGAGAUAUCCAAAAAGAACAUCGGUAGUGUUUUAUAAAGAAAUCGGCAAAAUGCCUGAGAAGAAAAGCGCUGCAGAUACAGACAAUGUACAGGUGUGUGUCCGCUGUAGACCCCUCAAUGGAACAGAAGAAAAACAGGGAUGUGUGAUGUGUGUAAAUGUUGAUGAAGUGAGAGGAUGUGUGACUGUCAAAAAUCCUACUGCCACACAAGGAGAGCCACCUAAGACCUUCACCUUCGACACAGUGUUCGCUCCCAACUGUAAACAGGUUGAUGUGUACAACAAGACAGCAAGACCAAUUGUGGACUGUGUACUAGAGGGAUACAAUGGCACCAUCUUUGCAUAUGGACAAACAGGAACUGGGAAAACCUUUACCAUGGAGGGUGUGCGUACUGUACCAGAGCUUAGGGGAAUCAUACCCAAUUCCUUUGCUCAUAUUUUUGGUCAUAUUGCCAAAGCUGAGGGUGACACAAGAUUCUUAGUGAGGGUAUCUUACUUGGAGAUCUAUAAUGAGGAAGUACGAGAUUUGCUCGGCAAGGACCAGCAUCAGAAACUAGAGGUGAAGGAGAGACCAGAUGUUGGAGUGUACGUCAAAGAUCUAUCCAACUUUGUGGUCAACAAUGCUGAUGACAUGGACAGAAUUAUGACUGUCGGAAACAAGAACAGGGUUGUUGGGGCCACCAACAUGAACUUGCACAGUUCUCGUUCCCACGCCAUCUUCACAGUGACCAUUGAGUGCAGUGAGAAAGGACCAGAUGGCAAGCAGCAUGUGCGUGCUGGCAAACUCCAUCUUGUUGAUCUUGCUGGAUCAGAGCGACAAGCAAAGACUGGAGCUACAGGACAACGACUAAAAGAAGCUACAAAGAUCAAUUUGUCUCUGUCAACACUCGGCAACGUUAUCUCUUCCCUGGUUGAUGGAAAGAGUACUCACAUUCCAUAUAGAAACUCCAAACUCACCCGGCUGUUGCAGGAUUCUCUUGGUGGCAACUCCAAAACUGCUAUGGUUGCUAAUAUAGGGCCUGCAGAUUACAACUAUGAUGAAUCUAUCAGCACUCUGCGUUAUGCUAACCGUGCCAAGAACAUAAAGAACAGUGCUAAGAUCAAUGAGGACCCCAAGGACGCCUUGCUGAGGCAGUUUCAAAAGGAGAUUGAAGAGCUCCGGAGACAACUGGCAGAGGGUUCUGAUUAUGAGGGUAGUGGAAGUGAGGAAGAAUCAAGUGACGAGGAAGGGGAGCCCGGGGAAGGUGGAACAAGAAGAAGGAAAGGAAAGAAAAAGAGAGGUGCCGGUGGAGCAGGAGGUAGUCAAAAGAAAAUCUCAAAAGAGAAAAUGGCUGAGAUCCAGGCAAAGAUUGAGGAGGAUCGAAAGAUGUUGGAGGAUAAAAAAGAUAUGGCAGAGGAAGACAGAAACAAAGUGAAGGAAGACCUUGAAGUAAAGGAGGCUGAAUUAAAAAAGUUCCAAGAUGAACAAGACCAGUUGACCCAGAAGUUGGCUGCCAUUGAGAAGAAGAUCAUUGUUGGUGGGGAGAAUCUGCUGGAGAAGGCUGAGGAGCAGGAGAGGAUGUUAGAGGAGAGUGCCAUGGAGCUGGAGGAACGCAAGGUCAAGGAGGAGGAACUGAGAAAAGCACUACUUGAGAAAGAGCAAGAAAGACUUGAUAUCGAAGAAAAAUAUUCCAACUUGCAAGAAGAAAUCACAGGCAAAACCAAGAAGUUAAAGAAAGUUUGGACAAUGCUUAUGCAAGCAAAAUCUGAAAUCGCUGAUUUACAACAAGAGCACCAACGUGAGAUGGAAGGCCUAUUAGAAAAUGUCCGCCAGUUAAGUCGUGAACUUAAAUUACAGAUGACCUUAAUUGACAGCUUUAUACCUGCAGAGUACCAGGAGAUGAUCGAGGACCAUGUCCACUGGAAUGAUGACAUUGGGGAGUGGCAGUUGAAGUGUGUAGCUUACACUGGAAACAAUAUGAGGAAACAAACACCCCAGCCAGACAAAGAAAAGGACCGGUUCCAGGAGCCAGAUCUAUCCAACGUCUACCUCGCUUACACUGCUGAGGGGGCAGAGCAGGCCUUGCGACCUAAAUCAUCCAAGGCGUCACGCCCGAAGUCUGGACGACCUAAGACAGGCAACCGGCCCAAGAGCUCAAAGAAGAAGAAGCCAGAUCCAAGUAUAGAUUCAGUGUUACAGUGACUAUACACGGCUGCUGUUGUGUUCUUUAUAUUAAAACUUUUUAUGUUUGUGCAACACUUCUCUACUGUUCUGAAGUGGGUAGUGAGCUGAAGCAUUUGUAACGACUUGAAGAAAAUAUUCAAGAUGAGGGUAGAUACCAUUGUCAUAUCAUCAAACUUGCGUUGUGAUUACCAGAAGGUUGUCAUUCUUUCAUGUUUAGAGAUUGAAUUUGAUUUUUGAAUUGACACAUUAAGUAUUUAAAUGAUCAAAUAUAUAUCAGCGACAAUUUCCAAGCAAUGUUUCUUUAUUGAAGACUGUCCAUAUACGGUAAUUAUGUAGAGAAAAACAAAUGUUACAUGAUACAGUGUUAAAUUGUACUUUCAAAUAAAAAAUACUAUUCUCUUAAUAGAAAAAUAUGAUAAUUUCUCUCUAGGUGAAUGAGAAAAAGGAUUAAAUGUGUUGUUUUGUCACGGAAAAUAUGGCUUGACUAUUAUGUCUACACAAAAAAAUUUUUUUUCCUAUUUAUCUUUAUUAUGCACAAUGCAAUACAGGGUUUUCAAACCGUUGACUACUGUGAAAUAUACGAGUGCUUUCAAUGUAAAUUUUGAAUUUAAUCUCUGGAUCUUUUUGCUUAAAAAUAUUAUACAAAAUGGCAUAUUUACAUUUAACUUUCCAGUGGAUUCUUUUUUACAUGCAAGAUAAGAAAACAAUGGAAAUGUACUGGGUGCUAUUCCAUUGUUAGUUUUCAAACCAAAUUAAUCGCUAAUUAUUACCCAUGUAAUGUCUAGUAGCAUUUGAUAUCAAUCAAUUUCUGUACUUUGAUAUUACAAUAUGUCUUUAUUAAUGUAUAUGAUUGAUGUGGCAUAUGAUUGAUGUGGGAGAGAUUUAACAAUAUGUAUAUCCCAGGUUUGUGGGAUAUACUUGUAGUAUGAUUUAUGUUUUGAUUCGUUGUUAGUGAUAAGUCCUGUCUCAUGGUGUUUAAACUUUCUGAUCUGUAAUACCUCAGACUAGUUUGUUACUAAUUGUCAAAUCGCAUUAGUAUCAAUAUUGAAAUAUCCAUUUAUGUUGCAUAAUUUAUUUUAUGUAAGUUGGAAAAUGAUUUUCAUUAUAAAGUAUGAAAGAUUUAAAUUAUAAUAUUGUAUAAAUAUUGUAUGUAGUAAUGGUUAUUAUUUUAUGCCUGUUGCAGUUUGUAUUACAUAAUGUUACAUCAAGACAAAUUGAACCCACCCAGUAUGGUUUCUCAAAAGUAGAAUCUUUUUAUUCUAAUAUCUUAUUCAAGGUUGUGUUUGAAAUUGUUUGGUAUGUUCCUGUAUGAAUUAAUGUGGGAUUAACUUGUUGUUUAUUAGAAAUUAUUUGUUAUCACUGUGUCUGGGUAAAUACUGGUUAACGUUAUAUCUUCCAGUACUAAAAGACUUAGCAGUACUAGAAAUAACCCCAUGUAGUUACUCCAUUAAUUUGAACAUGUACUGUGUGUUAAAAACCUGACAAUCUUUGAAUUGUCGUUGAUUUUGUUUUCUUUGUUUAGUUAUUUCACAAUUUUUUGAUGCCCACAUAUCAUAUGUGUACACAAUCUGUAUUUGGCAAGGAUCGCAAAAUUGUUCAGGGAUACACUCAGCAGGUUGUGUGUUUAAGGUAUUAAAUUAAGUGUUUAUAAUUGUGACCUUUGUUAUGAAGUAGUAUGUCUGCUGACACAUCUUAAUCAAUAUGUUUUACCUAUGAUUCGUGUAAGAGUUAUGUCCCUUGAAACCCACUAGAGCUGCUUUCGCGAGAGUUAUGCCACUUUAAAAAUGAUGCGAAACAGUCCAAGCAACAAGGAAAUACUCUGUAUUCUACGAUAAAUGGAACCCAUACUGGAUUUUGGAAAUAUUUUGUUAGGAUCACAUGUUGUUUCAGGAUCUUUUAUGAGAUUUUUUUUUCAAACCCAAAGAUUUUGUGACCUUUUUUGUUGCAAAUAUGUGAUAGAAAUUUGUAUUUCCAUUUUCAAUACCUGCAUUUGAAUUACAAUUCUAUUACUCAUAGCAGUCAUCAUAACAUAGCUGUCACUUAAAUGCAGGGCCAUUACCAUAAAGAGGAGUGUGCCCAACCUUGCUUGCAUCAGAUUACAUAUUUUUCAUUGUUUUUUUUUUUUGUUUUAUGGAGUCUUUCUGUCUUAAGUUUCCAGUAUUAUUCCUGCUGCAUAACAUUUAAUAGAAACGUCCAUUAAUGAUUUUUAACACUGAUAAAUUAAGAUCAAGGUCAAAUAUUAUUUAAAAUAUUGGAGUAUAUUGAUGUUUCAACUACUAGCAGCGAAUAUUAGAACUGAAGAUACUAUAAAAAUACAUAGGUAUAUAGGGAGGAUUUAUUUGAUGUAUUUAUAGAUUUUACUGGUAUUCAGUAUAGGACAUAUUAGAUCUGAUUCUUAAAAUCUGAGACCUAUCUUGUUUGAUAGUUUGUGGCUAUAGUUUAUCAUUUUUCUUAUUUUUAUUUAUUUUUGUUGCCAAAUUCAAUGAUUCCAUCCAUUCUACAAAUUUUUUAUAAUUUUAUUUCUUUUUUUUUCUGUCUUAUUUCUGCUGUGUAGAUGUCUUUGUCAUUGAUAAUUUAAAUGUUACUGAAUAUACUGCUUGUCAUCCUUUUCAGGCAUUGGUAACUGAUGUUUGUUAUUCCUGUAAGACUGAAAUGUGUCGUUUCAUUUCUAAUAAAUUCAUUCAAAAAUUU